CUGUGUCAAAGGACAGAGGAGUCAGAAGACAGCGACUACGAACACUUGACUGUGGGGAGGGGGGACGGAGGAAACCAAGUCCAUCCGUUGACGAGCACCCCUCAGAGGGACCUGCCUGCAGCUGAACAGGCACUGUUUCAGAUCCCUACGGAGGACACCCCACAGGGGGCGGAGCCAGCUGUCCCUGACCCUGACCUGCACAGGGUGUUAGAGCUGUCCAGGCUGUCUGCACAGCUCGCUCCCAACGAGUCUGCUGCAGGAGACCCAGGUGAGGAUGAACUGAUCCGUGCCAUAGAGCUCUCCCUCCAGCUUUCCACAACAAGCUCAUCCACCGCCCGACCCCUCCAACCACAGGCCCCGCUACCAGUCCCGCCUGAACCUGUCCCAGCAGCAAAUACAAACAUGUCCAACCACAGCAACAACAACAACCUCCCCCCCUCCGCAGUCCCUCCACUUCAGCAAACUGUGCCGGAGAAACCCAACAUUCCAGAAGAAGUAGUAGAGGUAGUGCCGAGCGAUUCCGCACGUGUGGAGGACGUACCAGAGGGAGGGUGGGUGAGUGUGGCAUUGUCCGGGGACGCCCUGGGGGCCACCGGAGUGGAGAAAAAGCCUCGUAAAAGCUCUGAUUCGCCCAGAAGGAAAAGUAGGAAAGGUGAACCAAAGGCAGAUCCGGUAAAUCCUGCCGAAGUUGAGCUGCAGAAGCCGCCAGUAGCGUCCACAAGUGGGACGAAAGUGGAGGAAGCAGAAUGGCUGGAGGUUGGGGAGAAGACUGAGUUUCUUGAGGCCACCCUGCGAGCGUGGCUCACAGAUGAGGGCUGGUUAGGUAGAAACACCCCCGCCAAUCCUUCUGCUGGUCAGAACACCACCACAACACCACCCAAGGACGCUUCAGCAAAAGUAGAUGGCAUGUCACCCAAAGCAGAAGCAAACGUUGCCGCCAACGCCGCCGAGGAAGGGCUGGAAUUUCUGUGCUCUGUGCCUGACAACGGAAAUGCAAACACAGCGACGGGUGCGGGGGAGGAGCUUAGCGACUUCCCCACCCCCCCUGCUGAAGUCAAGUCCCUUAUUUGGGAGCCCCCCAACGACGAGCCGGAAACCGAGCCUGGCAGUCUCCUGGCCAUGGACUCACACACGUUGUACAACCUUUCCGAAAUCGAUUCCAUUGUCAUUAACACUGUACAAAGGGCUCAAGCAGAUUCAGGGGAACCAACAGGAGAAGAAACAACAGAGCUCAUUGGUGCAGUAGGGUUAGGAGAAAGUAGUUUUACAUCAGUACAGAAAAACAGCAACCCUGUGAGCACAAAGGAAGCUCCAAAGGAACUCGAGCUUAAGUUUGAAGAUGACCCAACUAGCCCGAAAGACUAUCUGGAAACCAACCUGGACUCGCCGUUUGAGAUGACCGGUGACCUCCAGGCGUUGUGCGCGAAGCUGCCUUUAAGUCGGGAAUUUCCCAGGAUACCUGCUGCAGACGAGAUCUGGAUUCCGCAAGAACGCGUCCCCGAACCUUUCGCGUUCGACACAGCGUUAACCCCGCUAACAGUGCCAUCACCAAAUGCUAAGAACACUGGGGUAGCGAACGUGAACGUAGAAUCAGAGGGGAAUCAAGGACUAGUACAAAGUGACAAUAAGGAUAUAGCAGUGCCCAAUAUGUUUGCACAUGUACCUGUACAGGGCCCCACUACGUCACUAUCUGCGGCUAUCACAGAUGCACACCAGGCGCUCUUCGGAAACGCCGUGGCGUUUCCAGUGGGUCAGGACACUGCUCAAAGUCAUCCCGUCCUUCCAGCCUCGCAUCUUUCUGUUACGCCGCACACACACGUUACAAACACAAGGCAUCCGGCGACCGGUUACCACCAGUUGGACGGAAAAGCGGCAACGUUUGUUCAGAAUGUUCCAGAGCCGCCUCCACGCCUUACCAGAGAACGAAGGCUGGCCCUGGAGGCUGCCAGCAAGGCGCAGAGCAUCUGGGAGAGAAGGGAAAAAGACGCGGCUGCCCUGUCUGACACGGGCGACCAGAGGAGAGGCCAUCGAAGGAAAUCGAAGAACAGAAAGAGAAGCAAAGAGGAGAGGAGAAGAGCAUCAGUGGAGGGGGCAAGAGGGGUUGGGGAGGGGUGGUACGAUCCGUUAGAUGAUGAUGAUAUACCUGCCACUUUGGUGUAGGUUGCAAAGGUUUUUCCUGUGAUUUUGUGUACUUUUGUGUGUCAAAAACAAGAGUCCCCGUGGAUACUAACACUACUACAUAUAAGUGUUGUUGCCAUAAUAUAUACUAUCCAAUACUCCAGCUAUAGAGUCAUCCCAAACUGUUCUUGAUAACUGUGUAAGAAGCAAAGAAUAGAUUAAACCUCCAAGCCACUACUUGUGACUAAGACCUGCACUAUAAAUGUCUGAGACAUGUACUUGCCAAACUAACAACGGGUGUAGCAGGACAAAAUGUACCCGCGGUGAGAAUAUACCGGGUAUGUUUUGGCCUGCUACACUGGAACACAUGUAAAAGUAGAAUACACACACAGCAGUCUUGUAUACUUAUGACUGACCAUGUCUCAUGGCAUUCUGUCUCCACCAAGGUACUUUUCUUGUGCCUUGUGGUCAGUUUUUCAGCCUAUGAUGUCAACUCGGUGGACUGCUAGCCAUUUGGAGGCUGGAACCUUCAACAAUUUGGACUGUAAAUAUCACAUCUUCAAAAAUUCAGUCAUCUUAUACUUACAAGGUAUUGCUUUAGGUGCUGUAUUUUUCAUACUCAUAUUUCACCCAAUCAGGAUUAGAAAGACAAGAAGUCUUUGUAAGAAGUGAUGUGAUUGGUCCAUUUUGGUUUGUCACAAACCCUGAGAUUACCCAGGGUUCAUCAGAGUGAUUUUUUUGUAUUCAGUGAUUUUUAGUCAGCAAAACAAAAGGUCUGUUUAGGAGUUGUUUUGGAAAUACUUUGUUUUUGAUCAUAUUCUGUGGCGACUUGUCAUGGUAGGACGAUUUAUUAACAUAAACAGCAGAACAAUGCAUGAAACAGGAUCUGCAUGAAAGAAAGAUACUGAUUGGUUAAACAGCAGAAUAAGGCAUCUGCAUGAAAGGUACCGAUUGGUUAAACAACAGAAGAAGGGAUCAGCAUGAAAGAAAGAUACUGAUUGGUUAAACAGCAGAACAGAGGAUCUGCAUGAAAGAAAGAUACUGAUUGGUUAAACAGCAGAACAAGUGAUCAGCAUGAAAGAAAGAUACUGAUUGGUUAAGCAGCAGAACAAGGGAUCUGCAUGAAA
Molecule: messenger RNA, 3245 nt
Organism: Branchiostoma belcheri (Belcher's lancelet)
Lineage: Eukaryota; Metazoa; Chordata; Leptocardii; Amphioxiformes; Branchiostomatidae
Exons: 3
Coding region: 403-2160 (585 amino acids)
Source: RefSeq, a predicted model, not a curated record